UUUUUACCUUCUUUCCUUUCAUUUCCGCUUUCUCGGUAAUAACAAACACGGACACAAAAAAACGUAUUUUCUCAAUUCUCUCGGAGGACUACUUUUGAUAUUUUCAAAAAGAACAAAAUUCAUGCCGAAGGAAUCGCAUUUACUCUCGUAGAUCUGAUUCAUUACGAUCACCAUUCCUCUCGCCUUAAUUUCACCUUCUCAAUAGCCGAAAUCGUUCUUCUCUGUUCAUUUUGUUGAACAGAGAAGAAUUUGGACGAUUCUUGGUUUUCUUUUUCCCGAGAAAAUUCAGAUCCAUAUGUGCUCACCAGUUGUUAUUUAUUGUUAUUCUUAUUAUUUCUCUCAUUUAUUGGAUUUUAAUAUUUUAUUGAAAUUUGUCUGCGAGCAUGGAAGGAGGUGCGCGGAGGCUAACGCUGUGGGAUCAGAUGUCCGCAGUGGACGGCGGUGGCGCGCGGGAGGGGCUAUCCGGCUUGACUCUGAACGACGUGCUGAGAAGCACGGCCGAGAAGCGAGCUGCCGCCGCCGCCGCGGCUUCACCAGCGCCUCCAGCGCCUCAGCUGAGCAAUCGGACCCUCCUGGACGUGAUCCGAGAGCAGGACCAGAACACCAGGUCGUCCUUCAAAAAUCUCCUUGAGAGUCACAAUGACCACCACCACAAUGGCAGGGACAAGAAGGCUUGGAAGAGCUUCAAGGAAAAGCUCCGUCUCAAGCGCGCCGGGGCUGCUUGGACCUCGUCCGUCCCUAUCCCGGCCUCGGAUAUCCCUAUCCAGAAUAGUAAUAUUAGGGACAAUAAUUGUAGGUUGCUUUCGCUUUCUAGGUGCAACUCGGUCCGGUUCCAGUACUCGGCCGAGCCGACUCAGUCGGAGGAGGAUCCGAGUUGUUCCUCGUCGUCAUCCGGUCCGGGUUUCAGGCCGCAGAUCACGCGCCGGAGCUCAACCCGGUUCGGGCAGUUAUUGGCUUCGAUUCCGUCCGAGUCAACUCAGGACGGCGAUUCUGACAACUCCGACGCGGCUCCUUCGCGGGUUCCUAGUCUCAGACCACAAAUCUCGCGCCACAACUCCACGCGCUUCCUGUCGACUCAGCGCCAGAACUCAAUGUACAACAGGGACGCCAUUGAUGACGACGACGAAGACGAAGACGGGGAGGAAGUAAGAUCUCCGCAUGCGCCUACACGCCUACUCGCGGCAGUAUUGGCGGAGGAGAGAGCGCUCUCGGCGCGUGAAGCCGUGGCCGCACAGGAAGCGGCUGAGGCGGCAGCGGCAGCGGAGAGAGAAGGUACGGCGGAAGAAAUGGCGGAAACGGAGGGAUCGGCUCCGGCGCCGGUGCCGGUGGUGAGGAUGUCGUUGAUGGACCUAAUGGACUAUAACAUGGCGGACGAGGAUGAAGACGAGGAGGCUGAAGAAGAGGAGGAGGAGGAGGUGGUGGAGGUCGGAGAAGGAGGAGGAGGAGGAGGAGGAGCGGAGCACAACUGCUGCGUGUGCAUGGUGCGGCAUAAAGGUGCGGCGUUUAUCCCGUGUGGCCACACUUUCUGCAGGCUGUGUUCCCGGGAGCUCAUGGUCUGUAGGGGUAACUGCCCUCUCUGCAACCGUUUCAUCUUGGAAAUCCUUGACAUUUUCUAAUCUUUCCUUUUUUGGACAUCCUUCUAAAUAUAUUCAUAAUUCCACAUUUUGCUUACAGAAUUUUUUAGAUUGCUCAGCUAGUGAAGUGCAAAUCUCGAAUUUCUUUCUAUUUUUGAUAUAUGAUUUAGAAUUUGUUUGUUU
This is a messenger RNA of Corylus avellana, 1757 nucleotides long. RefSeq names its product RING/U-box superfamily protein. Lineage: Eukaryota; Viridiplantae; Streptophyta; Magnoliopsida; Fagales; Betulaceae. The record is from RefSeq and is a predicted model, not a curated record.